CCCACUGCGCCCAGCAGGCUGCGCCGCGGCGGGCGGCACUUCCGGUACUAGGCCUCGGCGGGGGGAGGGGACCGGGCCGCAACCGCCGCGGGCCGAGUGCGAUGCGGGCAGAGCCGUAGGGGUGGCGGAGCGGCGGCACCAUGCUCAUCGACAACGUGGACGCGCUCAAGUCCUGGCUGGCCAAGCUGCUGGAGCCGAUAUGUGAUGCAGACCCAUCAGCCUUAGCCAACUAUGUUGUGGCAUUAGUUAAGAAAGACAAACCAGAGAAAGAGCUAAAAGCUUUCUGUGCUGAUCAGCUGGACGUCUUUCUGCAAAAAGAAACUUCAGGUUUUGUAGAUAAACUUUUUGAAAGUCUGUACACAAAGAGUUACCUUCCUUCUCACGAACCCACGAAAGUAGAAGCGAAGCCUGCAGGUCAGGAAAAAGAAGUCAUCAAGGAGGAGUUGUCUGUUAAACAGAAUUUUCAAGAAUCAGUUGAAGAAGAACGGGAUAGCAGGAAGAAGAAGCAUUCUAGUCCACAGAGAAGCCGUGCGGAUUCCAGUGAACAAAGAUCCAGAGAGAAAAGGAGAGAUGAUGGAAAAUGGAGGGACUAUGACAGAUACUACGACAGGAGCGACUUGUACAGAGACAAGUCCAGCUGGCGGCGAGGCAGGAGUAAAAGUCGUAGUAAAAGCAGAGGGUUGAGUCGAAGUCGUAGCCGCAGCAGGGGUAGAAGCAAAGACCAUGAUGCAAACAGAAGUGUUGAGCACCGUGAGAGAUCAAAAUUCAAGAGUGAACGAAAUGAUGUUGAAGGCGCAUAUAAUCCAGUUUCUGCGUCUGCCAGUAACUCUACUGAACAGUAUUCUUCUGCACAAUCUAUUCCCAGUGCUGUUACUGUAAUUGCACCUGCGCACCAUCUUGAAAACACAACAGAGAGUUGGUCAAAUUAUUAUAACAAUCAUAGCAAUCCCAGUUCAUUUGGCAGAAAUCCUCCACCUAAGAGAAGAUGUCAAGAUUAUGAUGAGCGAGGAUAUUGUGUACUUGGUGAUCUUUGUCAGUUUGAUCAUGGAAACGAUCCUUUAGUAGUAGAUGAAGUUUCCUUGCCAAGUAUGAUUCCCUUUCCUCCACCACCCCCGGGACUUCCACCCCCUCCUGGUAUGCUUCUGCCUCCCAUGCCAGGUCCAGCUCGCAGUUUGAGGAUACCAGUUCCACAAGCUCAUCCACAGGCACCACCUCCUGUUGUGCUUCCUGUACCAAGACCACCUUUAACUCAGUCCAGUCUGAUAAAUAACCGUGAGCAGCCUGGGACGAGUGCAGUGCCCAGUCUGGCGCCUGUAGGAGCAAGGCUGCCUCCUCCAUUACCCCAGAACCUACUGUACACAGUGUCAGAACAUACAUAUGAGCCAGAUGGCUAUAACCCUGAAGCUCCUAGUAUUACCAGUGCUGGUAGAUCUCAGUAUCGACAGUUCUUUACAAGAGCACAAACGCAGCGUCCAAAUCUAAUUGGCUUAACAUCUGGGGAGAUGGAUACAAAUCCAAGAGCUGCCAAUAUUAUCAUCCAGACCGAACCUCCCAUUCCCAUUACAAAUAAUAGCAGCAAUGUAACUAGAGUUGUGCUGGAACCAGACAGCAGAAAAAGGUCUCCAAGCAGUUUGGAAUGUCCACCAUUGAAGAAACCAUGGCUGGGAAAGCAAGCAAAUAAUAACCAGAAUAAGCCAGGUUUUUUGAAAAAGAAUCAGUACACUAACACAAAAUUAGAAGUUCGAAAAAUUCCACCAGAAUUGAACAAUAUUACACAACUCAACGAGCACUUCAGCAAAUUUGGAACUAUUGUGAACAUUCAGGUUGCUUUCCAGAAUGAUCCUGAAGCUGCUCUAAUUCAGUACUUAACUAAUGACGAGGCUAGGAAGGCAAUUUCAAGCACAGAGGCAGUUUUAAACAAUCGGUUUAUAAGGGUGCACUGGCACAGAGAAAGUGAACAGCAGCCCCCAUUGCUGCAGCAGCAACAGCAGCAGUCACCCUCACAGUCUCUUCAUCACCAGCUUCACCUUCAGCAGCAAGCCCUGACCCCAAGUCCUGCUGUAACAAUGCAUAGUAGUAUGUCAAAGGCAGUGAAUAAACCGCUGGCAUCUGGUGCCUAUGUCCUUAAUAAAGUCCCGGUGAAACGUCGCCUUGGAGCAGCAGGUGGAAAUCAGCCUGAUUUAAGUCAGGCUGGGGCUGUAGUAGAGGACUCUCAGACCUUUCCUACUCCUACAAGCCACUCCAAAAUGGUUUAUAGUUCUUCAAACUUAAAGACAGCUAUGAAGCCUGGUGCAGGAUCUAAACCUCACGAUGUACAAGAAGCUCUUAAGAAAAAGCAGGAGGCAAUGAAACUCCAACAAGACAUGAGGAAAAAGAAGCAAGAGAUGUUAGAAAAACAAAUAGAAUGCCAGAAGAUGUUGAUAUCCAAGCUGGAGAAAAACAAGACCAUGAAACCUGAAGAGAGAGCAGAAAUAAUGAAGACGUUAAAAGAACUAGCAGGAAAAAUAUCUCAAUUAAAGGAUGAGUUAAAAACUUCAUCUACAGCCUCUACACCAUCAAAAUUAAAGUCCAAGACAGAGGCACAAAAGGAGCUUCUGGAUGCAGAACUAGACUUCCAUAAAAGACUCUCUUCUGGAGAAGACACAACUGAACUGCGGAAAAAACUAAAUCAGUUACAAGUAGAGGCUGCCCGUUUAGGCAUUUUGCCCGCUGGCCGAGGGAAGACGGUACCAGCCCAAGGAAGAGGACGAGGACGGGGUCGUGGUGGGAGAGGAAGGGGCAUGUUAAAUCACAUGGUGGUAGACCAUCGUCCCAAAGCACUAACAGUUGGAGGAUUCAUUGAAGAGGAAAAAGAUGAAUUGCUGCAGCACUUCUCUAAAUUUGGAGAUAUCGAGGAUCUCCAGGAAGAAGAUUCCCCGCUAAGUGUUGUUCUAACUUUUAAAUCUCGCUCUGAAGCUGAGAACGCUGCUAACCAGGGAUCCAAGUUUAAAGACCGAAGGCUACAGAUAUCAUGGUACAAACCUAAGGUACCCUCUGUGUCGACAGAAGUUGAGGAAGAGGAAUCUAAGGAAGAGGAGACUGAAACCUCAGAUUUGUUUUUGCACGAAGAUGAUGAUGAUGAGGAUGAAGAUGAGGAUGAAUCCCGUUCUUGGAGAAGAUGAAACUUGAUGUUGGAAAUGUAUAAUUUUAGGAAUAUAGUUCAAGCUAUAUCUUUUAGACGUUUAUUUAAGAAAGUUGAUGAGCCAAAAAAAGCUUUACUUUCUUUUCAAACCACAAGACUUAAAGUGAGCAAAGUUUGUUAUAAAAACAUUUCAGAUCUAGAGCUGUGAUGCCAAGCUAGCCAAAGGCCCAGUAACUUUUUAUAGACUUAUCAAGCUCACCGGGAUGGUGAUUCUUUUCUAUUUAAGAAGGAUAACAAAGAGAGAAAGAAAACAAAUAUUAUUAGUAUUUUCUUGUCCUCUUUUUGUGUCACCCUCUAUUACCUUGUUUUGGGUUUUUUAUAAUGUGAUUGAUUUGUUAGCUUAUAAUUGAACAGAUGUUACAGGUUUUAUUUAGCAAUAUUCUAGGCUUGGGGGAAAGACACAACCUUUCAUUAAAUGUUAUGAAAGAAAAAAAUGCCUCAUUUACUAAUUGAAAAAAGGUAGCAUUUGAUUUCAUAUGCAAUCACUUACUGUAGAAAUUAGCAGUGGCUAAAUUCCUCGGACAUUCACUUAGGGAUGUUUGACAGCCACGCUGUUCUGUAUUUGCUUUGUGAGAGGGGAUGGAAAAAGUAAUUGAGCAGGGUAUUACUGUAACACUGUCCAGUUCACUGUGUUUCUUCAAAUCCUGCUUCACAGUAACAUCAGCAGUGGCACAGGUUUGAGUUCAGUGUUUACUCACCAACGAUCUCCUUCUGUAGUUCAGUGUAAGGUUCCAGUUUAAGCUAGGCUGUUCAUCUGCUGCGUUUCUGUAUCUGUGAGCUUGAGUAUAACGAGCUUCGUACUUUCCCCCAGAACAACUAAAUUGGCAACUGCUUUCCAGCCCUUAGAAACUCUUCUUCCUCCCCGUGUUCUAUUUGUAUUCGAGCCGAAUCCGUAAGAUGUUCCGAGCAAGCUGCCUUUCAGUCAGCGGGGGGUGCAGCUGCAGGCGGCCCUGUGCAUGGCACUGUGCUGUGCAUGGUGCUGUGCUGGGUGCUGUCCAUGGCACUGUGCUGUGCUGGGCGCUGUGCUGGGUGCUGUGCAUGGCACUGUGCUGUGCUGGGCGCUGUGCCGGGCGCUGCGCUGUGCUGUGCAGGGCAGCAGGCCUGGCUGGGCAGUGCUGCUUGUCUGAAGUACAGUUCUGUUCAGACGCAGCUAAGAUGAGCACCUUGACAUUCUCAGCUGCCUUAUCUCUGUGCUAUUUAAAAACACACACCCGCGCCCACGAGUGGCAUGUAUAGUGGUGGAAGUGAGGACAGCGAGCUUAGAUUCCGAAGCCAUGGCUCUUAACUGCUCCGUGGCUUUUGCGGUUCACGAACAUCAGUGUCAUCCCGUAGGCAUUUCCCUUGGCUGUGCAUCUGUACAGCACACUUCUCAGUACACUUUGAUGUACUCUUCUGUACAAAAUAAACUGAAUGUCAGUGAAAAAUGCUCUCCUCUUUUUAGUUUACCAGAGUAUUUGCCAGCAAGUUCCCGACUGAAGAAAAUGUACAGAAAGUCCUCAGAAUUGCUGUGGCUCUGAACUUGGUAACACGGAGCUGAGCACGCUUGGAGUUCGCUGCUCCCUGACCGCGUCACAUUUUGCUGUGGUGGUGUAUGAAAAGUCCAAGCAGUGCAAUCUUCAGUGUCCUCGUCAGCUGAAGGGAAUUCAGCGUUCUUCCUCUUCACGUUAAAACCUCUGUAUAUAAUUAGGACGUUCUCGUUAAUGUUGAGGUGAAAUGACAUACGCAGAGAAAUGAGGGAAAUCCAGUCCUGUGCGUUCCGAAGGUCUCGCUUCUUGUCCCAUCGUCUCUAACGUUGUUUUCUUUACUGUCUGCAGUUCAGUCAGUGUGUAUGUUGAAAAAUCCAUUGCAGCAACUGUGUUUGAGUCCUGACAGUUACAAAUGAUAGAGGGAACAAAGGAUUUAUAUAUUUUUUUGUACAGAGUUUUUUCUUAAACUGUAUAAUUUUGUAAAUAUUUUGCUUUUUUGUGUACUAAAACUACCAGCGUAUAGAUUUCAAUAAGAACUGUUGUAUUUUUGUAUUUGGAAAAUGAAAACUACAGUGAAUGAAUGAAGCUGUAAGAAAAACUGCAGUAGCCUUUGCCGCACGGAGCGGGAUUCCUUUUCAUAUGGUUUUAGCCGGGCCGGGCCGGCAGGAGGGGGCUGCGGUGCCGCUGCUCGCUGCUUUGGGGAGAGCUUGGCCUGGUUGCUUUGCUUUUCUUCCCGUUUUCCUUCAGCGUGCGCGUGGGCAGGCUUACGGAAACCCUCACGUGCCGUCCCAGGCCUGGUUUCUAAAUGCUGAGGCGAAAAAACGAGAUGUGCGUCUGAACGUAGCGUGCGUACCUGAGCAGGCUGUGGCCUUGCUGGCAGCGGGAGCGAGGGGCAGCGGAGCCGUGUCCGACCCCCGGGGUUUCAGGAGCGGGACGUUCCAAAGCGACCCGAGUUUUGCCCAGGCUCACGGCUCUCCCUGUAACUCGGCGCGUGCUGGGCGACCCUGGGCCGUUCUGGGUGCUGGUGCUUGGUGGCAGGGCAGCGCUGUUUGCUGCGUUCUGGUGCCGCUGCCCCAUGCGAUGCGUUCAGAGCGCUGAGGGGCAGCGUCUGCAGAGCGCGUGCAGGAAGCGGCGCCGGUCGCAGCGGGAGCUUCGUGUGUGAGCCGCGGGGCUGGGCCGGCUUCGCCUCCCGCUGCUGCUGGGUGCCCCUAAGCAAGAAGGACAGAAACCCGAGGGCUGGGAAGGUCAACGGGGAAACAGGCGCCUGCUUACUGUGAAAAUCCGCUUCGCUUCUUAACGAAAUCAUGUGAAAAGGAAUAAAGUUCCCCUUGGUGUAUAGUAAAUUGUACCAUAGUUUUUACAAAAUGGUGAACUUGUGUAAUAGUGUAAUAGGAGAUAUUGUUGAAUUUCUAACUGUUUAUACAUUUAAAUUCAUAUAUGUAAUGUUUGUUUUAUUGAUUACAACCUGAAUUUCUAAGAUGCAUGUUGACUUUUUUGCAAUAAAGAUAUGCUAUGGGAAUGGUUCAAAACUGAGAAAAGAAAAGGAAAACUAACUUAAAUAAAUUGGACAGCAGAACCAUUCCAAAAAACCCAACCACC
Numida meleagris (helmeted guineafowl) is the source of this 6246-nucleotide messenger RNA. RefSeq names its product RNA binding motif protein 27 (gene RBM27). The transcript has 21 exons. The coding region runs from base 141 to 3161 and encodes 1006 amino acids. Gene Ontology annotation, cellular component: nucleus. Gene Ontology annotation, molecular function: RNA binding; metal ion binding. Gene Ontology annotation, biological process: mRNA processing. Lineage: Eukaryota; Metazoa; Chordata; Aves; Galliformes; Numididae. The record is from RefSeq and is a predicted model, not a curated record.